Messenger RNA from Lytechinus pictus (painted urchin), 3247 nucleotides. Its product is annotated as transcription factor LBX2-like. The record is from RefSeq and is a predicted model, not a curated record. Gene Ontology annotation, cellular component: nucleus. Gene Ontology annotation, molecular function: DNA-binding transcription factor activity, RNA polymerase II-specific; sequence-specific double-stranded DNA binding. NCBI's taxonomy places the organism in Eukaryota, Metazoa, Echinodermata, Echinoidea, Temnopleuroida, Toxopneustidae. Gene Ontology annotation, biological process: regulation of transcription by RNA polymerase II. The transcript has 2 exons. The coding region runs from base 300 to 1271 and encodes 323 amino acids.
GUCUUCUGACUGGUCCAACUAUUUCCACACUUCCAUACAUAUUUGAUUCUCGAAAUAUUACCAUAUGACGACCAUAUUUCAAUUUCUGCGUGACUGACUCGGUUGUUAUCGCCUUAGCCCUCUACCUAUUGAUACACAAGUCACUUCCCUCAAUGGACUACAUCCACCACGCACCAAUUUUGUAAAACCGCUCCAAGAACGCCAGACCUCAAUCGGACAAGUCAACAAACUUGCUCCAAGAGACUUGCAUCGUCGAAAUAUUUCAAAAUCGAAACCGAAAUUAUCGUGGCUUUUUCAAGAUGGCUUCAACCAUAAAUGAUCUCUAUACCCCGCUCCAGCGGUUGUCGACCGCCCCUCUCCGACAGCCCCGAAGCCAGACGACCAGGCCUUACACAUCGUUCUACAUCAAAGACAUCCUGGGAUCACAGAUCAGUACCAAUGAUAACACUAGCGAAAGUUCAUCACCGACUCAUUUUAAGAGAAGGGAAUCGUGGUCGGGCCCGCCAUCGGUACCUCGCCCGAGGUUAGGGCAUCAGAGAUCAACAGAAGAGGUGAAAACUGCUGUGAAACAGACCAGGGAGAACGGAGAUUCUCCUCUCAGCGCGCUGGAGGAACUUGCUAACAAGACGUUUACAGGUCCAGAUACCAGUAUUCUACGAGCGGCUGAAGCAGCAACGACGACGAACAAACGGGAAGCGCUUUCACUUCUCAACCGCCAGCAGCCGCGCAAGAAGAGGAAGUCCCGCACCGCCUUCUCCAACCACCAAAUCUUCGAGCUCGAGCGUCGAUUCCUCUACCAAAAAUACCUAACCCCGGCCGACCGCGAUGAACUCGCCUCGACACUCGGCCUCACAAACGCCCAGGUCAUCACCUGGUUUCAAAACCGGAGAGCGAAGCUCAAACGCGACAUCGACGAGCUGAAGAAUGAUGUCCGAGCCACGUCGACCACGCCACCGCAUUUGAAAGAAGAUAAAGGCUACCUGACGACGGAGUCAUCGGUGUACGACCACGAGGAAGGGGAGCUUUACACUGAAGACUCGUCGUCGGAACUGAUGUCGCCCAUCGACCCGCGACAGAUUGGUGGAGGUACGUGUGACGGAAACGCAACCGACGGUGGGGAUGAUCACGAUAAGAUGAGCGUUCACUACGUUGAUUCGGACAACGAGGAUGCGAGCAUGUCAAUCUCGAAAUCGUCUCCUUCUCCGGCCGACAACGACCCGGACGAUCAGGACAUCGAUCACGACAAUAGCAGAGGGCAAAUAGCAGAUUAAUGAGACAUUCGUGCAUUUCAGCUCCCAAUGUACUAAUGACAUUACUAUUGCCUCGUCAUGUUCGUUUCAAACACUUACUUUAAAUCGGCGGGUACGAUUUAUAAUCAAUUGCAGACGAGGCAGUUAAACAUUGAUCGGCAACGUAUGUCUGCUACAAACUAGUCUUAAUAGCCUGGUAAUUUCAACGAUGUAUACCAUGGUUGGCUGGUACAUAAAGUGAAACAUUAACCCCUUCAUGAUGUGAAUAAUUCGCAAGAACAACUGUCGUCUCCAUCAUCUUCAUUACAUUUUAUCCUGCUUGUGUUUCUUGAGACGAGAUAUCUUGCUGCGUAGUAUGUCUGCUAUGGCUCGGCUGUCCUACCCUCAACCCUAAGCCAGCUAGCAGCCCCGGUAGAUGGGUUCCGGCAGGAGCGGGUAUAUUUCGGAAGUAAACUUGUCAGACUGACAUGUGUCUGGGGCGCACCGUGAGAUCAUUCAGAUAUUUUAUCAGGUUUUUUAAAACUUUGUUCACAGAGAAAACCUAUGAACCUUGAAUGUUAGAUCUCCUUAAAUAACUUUUGGCAGCUCAAAUAUAGUUUUUAAUUUUAAGAAAUGUAUUUGUAUUCUCUCGCAACAUUUGAGCAUUAACUGAAAGAGCAAUGUUGACAUGUAAGAAGAAGUACAUUUAUCACCCAUAAUAAAUAUGUGUUACUGGACCAUAAACAGUUGAUUCUAGACGGAAUAUUUGAAGACUUUCUCAAGCAUUUUUUUUGUAGUCAAUGAUCACAUGCUGUCCUGCUCAAAACAGGUGAAGAAUUUAUAUCAACAAAAACAACGAUGAAAAAGAACAUGAAUAAAUAAAAAUAAAAUAACAGGUAUAUAUAUAUAUAUAUAUAUAUAUAUAUAUAUAUAUAGGCCCUAUAUAAGUAUACGUAAUGAGUAAGGAUAAACAGGUGAAUAUAUGAAAAAAAUAAAAAGGUAAAAUAAAUCAAUCUUUGAAUUGAGAAUUAGAGAACAGGACUAGUGUGAUGGCAUUGGCGUAACCAAAUAGUUGUAAAUAAUUCUACAUGGUUGAAGAUAUCAAUUAUGAUACUUGAGUUCUCAUUCCUACAAGAAAUAUUCUAUUGAUAAAGAAUUUAUGUUAUUGGAUUACAGCGGAACAAAAUUUUGCAUGGCGUUAUGAAAUAAAAAUGAAAAAAAAAGUACAUCCCAUAUGUAUUUUUUAAAAGUAAAACAUAUGCUUAAUUCCGAUGACAUUCAUAAGAUACCUUAAAGAAUGUUUCCUUUCUUUGGCAACUUUGGAGUAAAAUUCUUUAAUUACCAUGUGUUACAUCUCUGACAAUAAAAGUAUAUCGAGUCUUCAUUGUUUCAUUCAAACCUCUUUUUUAAAUAAUACGUAAAGCUUGAUAAAAGCAUGAGUGUUUAUGACACUGGUAUUAAUAUUCCUACAAUAGCGUGUUGACAUGCUAUUGCAUGAAUUCAAAUGUAAUAUUUUUACACACUUUCUGGGUUAUAUUUUUCAAUAGAUUUUGAUAUUUUCACCAUCCAUCAUUAACAUUUGGGUCCCGUAUCACAAAGGUUUGCGAUGGAUUUCAAAUAUGUUAGACCACUUCUGACUGGUUCCUGGUCAGCAACAACGAUCCUGAUUGGCCAUUGUCAGUUAUCGAUGUAUUUCAAAUCUUUGUGUUACCAUGGUAACACAGCCAAGUCCAGGAUGCAGAUCCACAACCAGAUAUUAUUCACGAUUUCAUUUUGCUCUGAAUUAUUUGAUAAUUAAUUAACACCUUGAUCUUCAAGGAUCACCAUGAAAGUAUUGAUGAAGUGCUGAGAUAGCGAUGCAUGAUGUACUUUUUUUCAUCUUAAGGCUGAAUAUUGUAUAUAGAAGAUGGCAUUAUUGUAUGUACAAUUGUAAUUAUAUUUAUCCGAUUACUUUGAGAGAAAUCGACUGUGCUUCCUAAUUGAUGACGAAAAUAAUUAUCUUUGUGAAAAUGUAACAU